Messenger RNA from Mobula hypostoma (lesser devil ray), 5188 nucleotides. Its product is annotated as M-phase inducer phosphatase 1-B-like. Gene Ontology annotation, cellular component: nucleus; cytoplasm. Bases 313 to 1929 code for a protein of 538 amino acids. The transcript has 17 exons. Gene Ontology annotation, biological process: positive regulation of G2/MI transition of meiotic cell cycle; G2/M transition of mitotic cell cycle; positive regulation of G2/M transition of mitotic cell cycle. NCBI's taxonomy places the organism in Eukaryota, Metazoa, Chordata, Chondrichthyes, Myliobatiformes, Myliobatidae. The record is from RefSeq and is a predicted model, not a curated record. Gene Ontology annotation, molecular function: protein tyrosine phosphatase activity.
UUUAAACCGGAAGUGAGCAGCUCGGGAUUGUUUCUGAGUGGAUGGUGGUUGCACAUCAGCGGGGGGAAUGAGGGUGUGAAAGGAAGAAUCCUUGUACACGGUGUUGAAUGAAUGGAAGCAACAGAUCAUCUUUACGACAUCGUGGUAGAAUCUAUUCAACAGACAAUAGCACUUGACAAUUCUAAACCGGGUCCUUAAACUUGGAAGAAAGCAAACCAUCUGCAUGAUCUGUUUUAGCCUUGAUCAAUUCAUGCUUGUUCAGGCUUCUUGCAGCUGAUAAUCUGUUAAACCAAAUUCACCAGUUUCUAAGAGAUGUUUGGGAACUGUGUUGCCAUGAUAGAUGAGUGUGAAGAUGCCUCCAUGACACUCAGUCCUGACUUCUGUCCAAGCUAUCGACUGAACAGCAAGAAGUUGCUCUCCUUUAUCCAAGACAGCAACUCUUCCAUGUCCUUCUCUCCUGAGCCGACAGCAUCGCCUAUGCAAAGCCACUCCCUCAGUCUCAGCUUCUGUGAUGGUGAAACUCCGAAACGUUGCCUGGACUUGUCGAAUCUGAGUAAUGGGGGUGAGGCAUCAGCCUCUCCAGACACUGUACGCAGAGGUUGGUGCCUCGAUUCACCUGGUGUAACAGAUGCACAAACGGGAGAAUUGCACCUUGUGGGAAGAACCCGACAACUACUGCCGGAGAUUCUCUGCAGCAGUCCUAUGCUGGUUACAUCUGGCCCUCAAGCCCUGCUCCAAGAUCAUGUGAAUUUCAGAAGUCUGGACCACAACAAGGAAAAUGAAGGAGAUGAGUUUAAGAAGCCAAUUUGCCUAGCUCCCAAGAUAACACUGCCACCCUCCCAAGGACAAAAAGUCUGUGAAACUAUUUAUUCCUCAACAUCAUCUUUGCUUGGAUUUGAGAUGGAGGCAGUCAAUCAUGCAAUGUCAAAAGACUCUGUGUGCCUGGACUAUGCCAUGGGUGAAGACAGUUCUCCUGAUGAGUUUUUGGAGUUGAUUCAGAAUGAUCCAGAGAGGAAUUCGAGCAUGAACGAGGCCAUGUCCUCCAGCAUGGCUGCUCUUUUCACUGGAGAUCUCAUGAACCAGGGAAUGGACACAAGCACAUUUUACUUUCAGGUUCCUGUCAGGAGGAGCAAGCCAGGCCUGUUUCGGUCACCUUCUAUGCCAGAGAGGCUGCACAAGCCAUUCCUGAAAAGAUUGGAGCGGUCUCGGGAAAUGGACACGCCUGUGAAGAAGAAGCGGCAGAAGAGUUUUGAAUACCCCUCGGAGGACAAGCAGGAGGAUCAGUUCACGAGACAAGAUGCAAUCAGCUGCAAGAUCAAUGCUUCAAAUGCUUUGGAAGAUGAGAGGAACCCCAUGGAGCUGAUAGGGAACUUUUCCAAUGUAUAUGUGUUGCCCACUGUAAUGGGUAAGCAUGAAGAUCUGAAAUACAUCACCCCUGAAACUAUGGCUAAGAUACUACAUGGAGAAUAUGACCACCUUUUAGAAGAAGUCUAUAUCGUUGACUGCCGCUAUCCUUACGAGUUUGCAGGAGGACAUAUCAAGGGUGCCCUGAACCUUCACAGAGCAGAUGAUGCUGUUGAUUACUUUCUAAAGAAACCCAUUAUUCCUAAAUCCAAGGAGAAGAGAUUGAUUCUCAUCUUCCACUGUGAAUUUUCAUCAGAACGAGGACCAAAGAUGUGUCGGUUAGUGCGGGAAGAGGAUCGCAGUAUGAACGACUACCCAAAUCUGUACUAUCCAGAGCUCUACAUUCUGAAAGGAGGGUACAAAGCUUUCUUCUCUCAGUUCAUGAAUUACUGUGACCCUCCCACGUACUGUCCCAUGGAUCAUGUAGACUUCCAGGAGGAGAUGCUGAAACUGCGGAAGAAGAGCAAAUCCUGGGCUGGAGAGCGUCAGAGACGGGACCUCAUCUCAAGACUGAGGAAGAUGUGAAAUGUUGAUCCAGCUCAUUUUCAGCACCUGUUGGAACUGGCCAAUGGAGCCUUCUACAAUGGGGUAUCCAUCCAAAUGCACCACUGCCCAUAAUAUAGCAGAGGAUGUUUCCCCAACACCCAGUUCUUAAUAUACCGUCACAUCAAAGCAGGAAGAUUGAUUGCAACCUGAUGCAAGAAUGGAUUUGAAACAUGAAAGUUUUAACCUUAUUUUUUAGUCUUAUUGCGGGAAUUGCUUAAUUUAAUAGCAUCUUGCUCAUCUGUUUUUAUUUGAGAAAUACUUUGCAUUCUGAGAAUCUCUGCCUAUCCCGAGGGCAUGUGAUGAUUUGCUGUCGAUCCUUGAUAUUGCAGUAGUAUUUGGACGAGUGAAUGGAUUUACCUGGUGGCUGCAAAAUCCCAUUGGUUUCAAAUGUUUUAAAGUGAAGUGGAAUUAUUAAAACCCUGGUCCCAGCAGUUGCAAGACAUGUGCGUUUCUACUGAAACAGAGUUGCUUUCAGAAUCCAGAACAAUAACAAACCCCACCUUUUCAAGGUAUUAUAUUAAUGAAAGUAAAAAUAGUAACACAUUAACAUUCUCUGACUUUGUUUUCUUCCACUCCCUCUGAAUGUCUGACUCGCUUGUGAAAGGUUUUGAUGUGUAUGAGCAACCCCUGUCAUUUAAUAUGACUGUCCAUUUUCACUUUGACUUUAAGCACGAGCUGUGUUAAGGAUUGAAUUGUAAAUGGCAUCAUAUUCUUCCCUGAAAAGCCUCUCCAUUAUUACUGUCAAAAGUUUUAUGAAAGCUGGAUAUGGACCAACCAUUGUUCCAUAUCCAGCACACAGACAAGACUUUUCCUUCUAAACAACUUUUCCCUCCUGAUAAAAGGGCAAGAUUUGGUUUAAUUCCUUGUCCAAGCACAGCUCGGCCCAAGAUCAUCUAAUCAGGGACAAAACAGGUUUGUGGUUGUUUUUAAAUCAAGAGGAACUGGAUAACUUGGAAAUCCCAUUCUCCCCCCACCCCCUUAAUGUCAUUCGCUGAAUCAGCUUUUGAUGUUUUUCUUGACUCCAUAUGACUGGCGGUUUCUUUCUGCUUCUGCUGAAAAUGCCCAGGAAAGGGCUUGUUAUAAUACAAGCAUCUUUCAAAUAUAUUAAAUAAUAUGAUUUCUCCUUCCGAGAGGAUGCAGAGAUGUUAUGAAAUUUGUUAAAGUGUUGAAUAUUAUGGCAGUGGUACGCAUCUAAGACUGUUAAUUUUGAGCAAGGCGUCAGGGAAAUAGACGGGUGUGUAACAUCAUGGUGGGUGCUUUCAGUUUGGUUUGGCAAGGUGCUGGAUGUUGGUAUGCUGAUGGGAGCUGCUGUGUUGUUUCCCUGUCAUGGUUGUCAUGUCCAAGGAGACUGAACUGGAUGCUUUGAAAUUAAAAUAUAGUAAAUGGCAGGAAAUCCUGUGGUAGCAGAAAGCUGUCUUGGGACCGGUCCUAUUUUUUUUUACGCUUCCUAUAGGGGAAAAGUAGGAUUUAGUGUGGAUCUGGGAAAGUUGGCCUGCAGUCACAAUCAUGUGACUCUUGAUAGAUGUUCAAGUAAGAGAAACUAAUAAACGCAGGAUCAGGAAAUAAUUGUAGCCAGGCAAUUUAAUGUAGUGGAUAUGAUGUCAUCCACAUUUCAAUUGUUAAUGAUGCAUGCCUCCACAAAUGGAGGUAUGCAGAGAGCUCACUUGUUGUAGUUCCAGAAUGGUUUUGCCUGCAGAUGAGAAGGUGUUGGAUGUAGAUUUGUCCUAAUCUGUGACAAAACACAAUGGAACACCAAACCAGCAAAAGAAAAAACUGGAUUUGAAAUCUAUUACAUCGUGAGUACAUGAAUGUUGUUUAAAAACAUGACUGGUUCAGUGAUAAGAUGUGUAGUGCAUUGCUCAGGGUGAGAGCUGAACCCAGAAUUGGCAAGCAUUGCCAGCCCUUACCAGAAGGAAUAACAUUAAACCUACUUACUUGAGGCCAGUUCCAUAAACAUACAAAAUGUGUACAUUCCUCCAUUGAAGUAUGCUGGUAUUGGAUGUGAGGAAUAAUCCAAACACAGGAUUCUGCUUAACACACAAAGCACUGGGGGAACUCUGCAGGUCAGGCAGCGUCCAUGGAUAGAAACGAACCACCGACGUAUCAGGCUGCUACCCUUCAUCAGUACCAGUAGAUCUGAGCUUUUGAAAUCCAUAGCUGGAGUAUGAAUAUUCCUGGUGUUUAAUGCCCAUAGUGGUGGGCCACCUUCCUUAACACUGCAGCUUGUGUUGAAAAGGCACUCCCACAGUUAGUUAUUCACUAGAAACUAACAACAGCUCAUUCACCAGCUCUCAUUUUGAGCCACUCAGAAAGAAGUUUUUCUUUUCCCCACAGUAAACUUUAAUAGGUUUGUCGCAGUGAGAUGAGAUGUCCCAAAGAUGUAUUCACUAGCACUGUAGAAUACUGUGUUGGUAAGCAGAAGGGUGUGUGUGUGCGCCUCUGCAUGACAUAUACAGAUUCAUAUUUGCAGCGUACUUUUGUUAGGAUCACCUGAAUAUUGAUCCCAACACGAAAUGGUUGGCUUAAAAUCAUUUGGGUUCUUUUGUAUCUUCAUUGUUUCUGUGGGAUAGGUGACCUUACAGAGGGUAUGUGUGGUUUUCUGUAUCCCUUUCAGAACAAAGUGGACCAUGUGCCUUUGGUUGUACCUGAUGAAUGACUGAAGAAUGAGAAAAGGAGGCACAGGAGAUGUAUCAUCUCGGGGUUAUGGACAACCCACAUAUGAAUGAGUUCCCGUUGUGUUAUGAAAUUAAGAAGUCUGAUAUUCCUAUGGAGGGCAGAAUUAGUUUCUCAUCUGUGUCUGUCCUGCUAGUAGUUGCUCAUUCUUGAUGCUGUUCAUAACAGUACUUUGAAGGUUCACCAUAUUGAGUGUUUUGAUUUUUGUUUGAUGUGUGUUCUGACAUGUGCAAAGUCAACAUGUGGAUAUAUGCAAAAAUGGGACCUAUUAUUGUAAAGGGGUGGCCUAUGUAUUGUACCCAAUUGUGAGACUACAUUUAUUUUAUAAAUGAGGCUUUUAUUUAAUUUUCAUCAAGCCAUGCAUUUUUUAAGUCCUGACUUUCACUGCCUUAAAGAUCAGUGAUUGUCUCCAUUGAGCACUGGUCGCUUGGUGGAGCUCUCAGACACAAUACUGAGCCCAGCUGAACUACCAGAUCCUUGACAGUAAUUAAUUCAACGUCUGUGUCUAAACCAUCAUAAUCUUUGUAACUUGCUGGCUUGGGACUUUUAACCCAACACAUGCAUU